AUGAGUGAUAGUCACCCGAAGUCGAGCGAAAUGGCGGCGACGACCGGCGGCGUCGGCGGUGCCGGCGAUUGCGUUCCGACCAUCGCUCUGAUGGCCGGCGAAGUGAACCACAUUUCGCAACUGUCGGACAACUUGUCGGCCCUCUAUCUCAGCGAAACCUUUAGCGACAUUACGCUUCUGGUGGACGACCAGAGACUGCCCGCACAUCGCGUACUACUGGCCGCUCGGAGUGACUACUUUCGGGCCCUUCUCUACGGAGGAAUGCGUGAGUCCACCGAAAAGGAGGUCCGACUCACCGUAUCGUCGGUUCAGGCGUUCAAAUAUCUGCUGAAAUAUCUGUAUUGCGGACACAUUCAGCUCAAGAGCUUCAAAGAGGAGAUCAUUUUGGAGAUCUUCGGCCUCUCACACGAGUACGGCUUCCUAGAGCUGGAAGAGUCCAUCUGUGAGUACCUGAAGGACACGCUGUCCAUACGUAACGUGUGUGUCAUCUACGAUACGGCCAAUCUGUUCCUUCUGAAGCCGUUGGCCGACGUGUGCCGCGCGUUUGUUGACCGCCAGGCGCUGGACGUGAUCCGAAGCGACAACUUCUGCGCCCUAUCGGCCGCCACUCUUAAAGAGAUGAUCAGUCGGGACUCGUUCUGCGCCCAAGAGAUCGACAUAUUUCGAGCGGUCAGCGAAUGGACGCAACGGAAUCAGGCGUUGUGUAACUCUUCGCCCGAAACUGUACGCGAUAUCAUGUCUUGCAUACGGCUGUCGUUGAUUUCCGUCAACGACUUGCUAUCGGUUGUGCGGACAUCGGGUUUAGUAGAUCCGGACGCCAUACUGGACGCGAUUCAGGCGAAGAACGAGUCGCGCGAUACAGACCUACAGUAUAGGGGCUGUCUGUUGCCCGAAGUGAACGUGGCCUGCGGUCGGUUCAACUCGCAAGUGCUGAACGGCGAGAACAGGGCCUCACUAUUGGACGGCGACAAUCAUAACUACGAUAUGGAAAAAGGCUUCACUCGACACCACAUCGACGAGGCCUCCGGACAGGGAAUACUGAUCCAAUUGGGCCGUCAGUGCAUUAUCAAUCACAUCCGUGUCCUCUUAUGGGACAAAGACAUGAGAGCCUAUUCUUAUUACAUCGAGAUCUCGAUGGAUCAAAAGGAUUGGCUCCGAGUGAUCGAUCACACGGGAUACCUGUGCCGCUCGUGGCAGUACCUCUACUUCCCGGCCCGAGUGGCCAAAUAUAUACGACUCGUGGGCACACAUAACACGUUGAAUCGGGUCUUUCAUGUGGUGGCCUUCGAGUGUAUGUACACUAACAAGAAGUUUGAAGUCGACAGAGGAUUACUC
Medioppia subpectinata is the source of this 1335-nucleotide messenger RNA. The record is from the annotation of a GenBank genome assembly. Lineage: Eukaryota; Metazoa; Arthropoda; Arachnida; Sarcoptiformes; Oppiidae.